AUGGCGGCGAAUAACAAAGUGAAGAACGAUGAUCCUGCAGUAGAGUCACCUACUUCGGUCCUAGAGGAAGAGGAAAUGGAGAUGAAGUUGGAGGAAGAGGUGGUUGCUGAUGAUGGAUCUUCUCUUGUACCGAAAUCGAUGGCGGAGGAAGAAGAGAACUUGCUUAAAGCUCGUGCUAAGGAAGAGGAGGAACAGUUACAAGAGGCGCAGGCUCUUAAUGACUCGCAGUUUGACAAGUUGGAUGAGCUUUUGACACAAACGAAACUCUACUCGGAGUUUCUUUUGGAGAAAAUGGAUGACAUCACACUGACUGCGGGUGAAGAAGUGAUUAAGGAAGAGGAAGAGAGUCAAAUGGAUACUAAACCUAAGGGCCGUGGAAGAAAGAGAAAGGCGCCUAAACAAUGCAAUACUGGGAAAGCCAAAAAGGCAGUUGAAGCCAUGAUAUCAAGAUCUAAAGAAACUGUGAAGACUGAAGAUGUGGAUUUGACUGAGGAAGAGAGAACUGAGAAAGAGCAAAGGGAGCUGGUGCCUUUACUAACGGGUGGGAAAUUGAAGUCUUAUCAACUGAAGGGUGUGAAGUGGUUAAUCUCCUUGUGGCAAAAUGGACUGAAUGGGAUUCUUGCUGAUCAAAUGGGUCUUGGGAAGACAAUCCAAACUAUUGGGCUUAUUUCUCAUCUUAAAUCAAAAGGGUUGGAUGGACCAUAUAUGAUUAUUGCUCCUCUAUCAACCCUCUCCAAUUGGAUGAAUGAGAUUUCUAGGUUUACACCAUCACUCCCUGCUGUUAUCUACCAUGGGGACAGAAAUCAGAGAGAUGAAAUCAGAAGGAAACAUAUGCCUAGAACAAUUGGUCCAAAAUUUCCCAUAGUAAUAACUUCUUAUGAGAUUGCAAUGAAUGAUGCUAAGAAAAUUUUCCGGGCAUACACAUGGAAAUAUCUUGUUGUUGAUGAGGGGCACAGGCUCAAAAACUCACAAUGCAAAUUAGUGAGGAUGUUGAAAUACAUCAGUGUUGAAAAUAAGCUUCUAUUGACUGGGACACCGCUCCAGAAUAAUUUGGCAGAGCUGUGGUCAUUGCUGAACUUCAUCUUACCUGAUAUAUUCUCGUCUCUUGAAGAAUUUGAGUCAUGGUUUAAUCUGUCAGGAAAGUGUGCUACUGGAGCUACAAUGGAAGAAUUGGAAGAGAAAAGAAGAAACCAGGUAGUGGCCAAGCUUCAUGCAAUUCUCAGGCCAUUUCUUUUGCGUAGAAUGAAGUCUGAUGUUGAGCUAUCGUUGCCACGGAAAAAAGAAAUAAUCAUUUAUGCUAACAUGACUGAGCAUCAGAAGAGCUUGCAGGAUCAUCUAAUUAACGAGACAUUCGAGAAACAUUUAAACAGGAAACUAUCAAUUGGGCGUGCUGCGGCGAGUCUUAAUAACUUGAUGAUUCAACUUAGGAAAGUCUGCAACCAUCCUGACAUCUUAGAGUCACCCUAUGAUGGUUCAUAUUUUUAUCCUCCUCUGAAUGAGAUAAUCGAGCAAUGCGGAAAAUUCCAAUUACUCAACCGGUUGUUGGAGCGGCUAUUUGCACGGAAUCACAAAGUUCUGAUCUUCAGUCAAUGGACUAAAGUGCUAGAUAUAAUGGAUUAUUAUUUUAGUGAGAAGGGUUUUGAAGUUUGCAGGAUUGAUGGUUCAGUGAAACUGGAUGAAAGGAAACGUCAGAUCCAGGAAUUCAACGAUAUUAACAGCAAUUUCAGAAUCUUUCUUCUUUCUACUAGGGCUGGUGGAUUGGGAAUAAACCUUACCGCGGCUGACACUUGCAUUCUUUAUGACAGUGACUGGAAUCCUCAAAUGGAUUUGCAGGCCAUGGAUCGAUGUCAUAGAAUUGGUCAAUCAAAGCCUGUUCACGUUUACAGGCUUGCAACUGCACAGUCCGUUGAGGGUCGAAUGUUGAAAAGAGCUUUCAGCAAGUUGAAGCUUGAGCACGUGGUGAUAGAGAAAGGACAGUUUCAUCAAGAACGCACAACACCUUCCAUUAUGGAUGAAAUGGAGGAAGAGGAUAUUUUGGCAUUGCUUCGAGAUGAUGAAACAGUUGAGGACAAAAUGAUACAGACAGAUAUUAGUGAUGAAGACCUGGAGAAUCUGUUGGAUCGCAGUGACCUUGUUGUCAAUAGCUCAGCUGAUGUUAAACCUCCAGUUAGUACCUUUCCCCUCAAAGGGCCUGGGUGGGAGGUGGUGAUUCCAACUGCAUCUGGCGGCAUGCUUUCCACUCUCAACAGCUAA
Molecule: messenger RNA, 2253 nt
Organism: Vicia faba (fava bean)
Lineage: Eukaryota; Viridiplantae; Streptophyta; Magnoliopsida; Fabales; Fabaceae
Source: the annotation of a GenBank genome assembly